CAACCAAUCUCCCGCCAAUCGUAACCGCUCGGUUCGUUGGUUGGUCCUCCUAAGCAAGAAGCCAAGAAGCUCACCGCUGCCAAUGGCGAGCACAGGCGACGAGAGCAAGCAGCCACCAGAGAAGCGCGCCCGACUUGACGGCGCCCAGGCCGCGCCGCAGCCGGCGCCGGCGCCGGCGCGCGUGCAGCUCAACCCGGCCGACUGCAACCUCGAUUUCGUCGUCAGCCAUGGCGGGCUCCGGGGGCACGCGCUGCACGGGGGCGCGUUCGCCUACUGCUGGUCGGGGGCACGCGCGACGGCGGGGGUCCGAGGCGGCGGGCGGUACUGCUUCGGGUGCAGGGUGUUGGCGGAGCAGCCCGUGGAGAUGGAGGACACGGAGGCCGGCCAGCGGCACCUCUGCCGCGUCGGCGUCUCGAGGGGGGACGACCCCGUGGGCGGCCUCGGGGAGGCCGGCGGCCAGAGCUUCGCGUUCGGGGGCACCGGCGGCAAGCCCCGCCACGACGGUAACCUGAUCGACGACGAGUUUGGGGUCGGCGACACGGUCGUGUGCGCCGUGGACCUGGAUGCCAGGCCCGUGGCCUCGAUCGGGUUCGCCAAGAACGGGCAGUGGCUCGGCAUCGCCCUGCCCUUGGAUGCCAGACAGACGGGGCUCGGUUCGGUUGAUGUUCCUGUGAAGCCAAUGCCGUGGGAGUCGGCUAUCUUUCCUCACGUUCUGCUCAAGAAUGUGGUCGUGGAUCUGCAGUUCAGCAUGGAGGACGGGCUGGAGCCGGUCAAUGGUUACCAGCCCUGGAGCUCACUUCUUGCUGAUGGGAUUGGCAACGCUGUUCUUGGGCCUGCGUUUGCAGAACAGAAGGAAUGUGAGGUUAUGAUGAUGGUUGGCCUCCCGGCUUCUGGGAAGACUAGUUGGGCAGAGAAGUGGGUCAGGGAGCAUCGAGAGAGACGAUUCGUGAUUCUCGGGAUCAAGCAUGCGCUGGAACAGAUGAAGCGAAUUUUGCCUUGCCAUUAUCGACGAACAUGCCUGGUUCAAUGGAACGUUUCGAUGAGGUAUUUUUUGUUGAGCUCUCCCGAGAUGAUGCUCAGAGAUACCUUAAUCCAGUGAGAAGUAACCGUGGAUCAAAUGCUUACUCCCAAGACGCUUCUGCUCAAGGCUGGGGGAGUACAAGCCAUAAUCAGAGGCAGGGGAGAUCCAAUGUUUCAGAUAAGCAGUCAAGUUCCAAUGCUCCAACUGAACCGUCAAGCUCAUAUGCUCCAGCUGAAAAGGAUAAGGAGGUGGCGGACUCUGGUUUCAUCCUGUCCAAGAAGCUUGAGCUAGGACAGGAAUACGAAGAAAUGGAUAAGGAGUACAGCAACAUCAGGAAAAUGUCCAGGGGUGGCCAAGCUGAAGAUGCUGCUUGGGUUGCAUUCGAAGCUCGCUUGGACAAAUGCAGAGCGAUGCAAAAAGAGAUAAGAAAUGCCAAAGGGGUUCCUGAGCCCAUCCCUGAGCGGUUCUUAUUGGGCAAGGAUUUCGUCCGGUCCAAGAAUCUUGAGCUUCAAGAGGAACUGAAAUCAGCGGUAAAAAGUCACAAGGAAGCCAUUGAGAUGUCCGGGAAGGGUCAUGCCUCAGCUGCUGAGAUGGAAUCUGCUUGGGAUGAAUUCAAAGUUCACUUUAACAGAUGCAGAGCGAUCCAAAGAGAGAUAAGAGAUGCCAAAGGGGUUCCUCUGCCCAUGCCCGAGGAGUUUGUGGACUACUAGCUGUAGAACCACGUUCAUUGGUUGCUGUUAUGCGUGCAAAACACAGUUCGAGUCUGUAGAGCUCACUGUUCAUUGAUUGUUCUUACAUGCAAAACACUGUUUACUCUUUAGAGCAUCCGGACAGUUCUUUGUAAGGAACUCAGAUGUUGUAUAGGUGGUAUAGUACUAGCACGGUUCAGUUUUUUCUUGCUCUAACUUUUUAAUCCAAUGGUGAGAUAGAUCA
Molecule: messenger RNA, 1954 nt
Organism: Triticum aestivum (bread wheat)
Lineage: Eukaryota; Viridiplantae; Streptophyta; Magnoliopsida; Poales; Poaceae
Product: heterogeneous nuclear ribonucleoprotein U-like protein 1
Biological process (GO): alternative mRNA splicing, via spliceosome
Cellular component (GO): nucleus
Molecular function (GO): RNA binding
Source: RefSeq, a predicted model, not a curated record